Molecule: messenger RNA, 2745 nt
Organism: Anthostomella pinea
Lineage: Eukaryota; Fungi; Ascomycota; Sordariomycetes; Xylariales; Xylariaceae
Source: the annotation of a GenBank genome assembly
AUGUCUGGAAGACGUAACAAGCGGACUCAGGUCUUGCUUGAUCGCGGAUCCCCUUCACCAUCUGUCAUGAGCGGCAUGGCAGGUACCAUGGCGUCGACCUCGCCAGUCUACCGGCGUGUAUAUCCCGCACCCACGGAAGUGGUGUCUCUCAACUCCUCUCACUCCGGAAAGCGUAAGUUAAGCUCGCACUCUGGUGCGCAGAAUGCUCCGGAGUCACCGCAUAGAAACUUUGCCCACCCUGCUCUCGCCGAGAUCGGCAAGAUCAUGAAAUCGCUCAAUGACGCAUUGGGCACCCUCCAACAACUUGGGUUGAAUCAUGUGGCAAGUCUCCCUGAGCUUGUACUGGUUGGCGACCAGUCGUCGGGGAAGUCAAGCCUGAUGUCGGGAUUGGCCCGAUUGGAUCUACCUCGAAGCAGCGGUAUCUGUACCCGGUGCCCUUUCCACAUCCGUAUGAGCAACAGUCCUCACUGGUCCUUCACUGUCACUCUCCAACAGGACUAUGAGUACAAGCAGCUCAAUCGCCCUAUCAAACCUACCGAUGUCACCAAGAAGAACCCCUUCCCUCCCUGGGUUGAGAGACCAAUACGCGAGACCAAAGAGUUCAAGACUGUCCCUGGACAAGACGCUGUAGAGAUCGAAGAGGUUUUGAGAUGGGCCCAAAUCGCGACACUAAACCCUACAAUGAGCCAUGAGCAAUUCGUACCAGGAGAAGGAUCGUAUGCCAAAGAGCACUCGCUCGAGGACGCAAAGCAGAAGACACAGGCGAAGUUCUCGCCGAACACAGUUGCCUUCGAGUGGAAGGGUCCGGAUAUACCUACUCUCAGCUUCUAUGACCUGCCUGGUGUCUUUGCCAACGCCGAAACUAAGGCAGACGACUAUCUCGUUGACGUAGUCAGAAACCUAACCCUCAGCUACGUCUGCCGUGAGGAGGCCAUCAUCAUGCUUGCUCUCCCAAUGGACAACGAUAUGGACAACUCGAAGACGCUGAAAGUCAUCCGCGACGCUAAUGCAGAAGAUCGCACCAUUGGGGUGGUCACCAAAGCGGACAAACUUAACGUGGACAGCGAGGACGUGUGGCUCUCUGUGUUUCAGGGCCAAAAACAGAAGGUUGGCCACGGCUUCUUCAGCACUUCACUGCCACCUGAUGAGAGACUCGAUACUCUCAUGUUGAUGGAGCAGUCUUUCUUCGAGGGAGGAAACUGGCCGGGGAAAUUCUCCGAAUUUGCACCGCGAUGUGGUGUCGAAUCACUGCUCAAGUACAUCACGCAGCAACUCGGUGAUGCGUUUCAGAAAAGAUUGCCCGAGAUCAAGGAGAAGGUGAAAGACCGACUUCGGGGUAUCAACCAACAUCUAGAGAACCUGCCGCUGCUGCCCAGCAACGUCGAGCACGAGGUUCGCAUGAGCCUCAAGGAAUUCUACCGACAGGUCAGAGAUUCUGUCACAAGUGGGAUGUUCGAGGUUCAGUGGAAAAGACUCAACGUACAAUUCCAGGAUUGUAUUGUGAAGAUGAAGCCGAGGGUUAUCAUUGCCACGGACACCAAGCCCAAGUCGCAGCCCAUUGAGAUCCUGGACUCCGACAGCGAAAAUUCGGGACCAGUUAAGGGUAACAACAAGAGACCCAUCGAAUCAGUGGAGCGUGUAAUCGUGGCACAGAAGAAACGCAGGGUCGACUUGGGAUCUAUCCCGGUAACACCUGUCAAACCCAAGACGGAAAGGAACGACCUGUACCAGUCGCCCGACGUUGCAGAAUCUCCAUUGCCUCACCAGCAGGGCUCAAAUCCAUUUAUCCAGUGCCUGGGUAAAUUGUCCAAGAUGGACAUCAGAGACAUCCGUCAAGAGAUCAUGGCCAAGACCCGCGUAGGCUUGUCUCACAUUGUGCCUGUCGAAGUACACGAGACGCUCAGUUUACGUGCCGUGGAAACGUGGAAAGAUCCGCUCGAGAUCUACAUUCAGAAAUCAAUGGCAAUGCUGGUAAACGCAGUCAACCAAGCUCUAGAGAAGUCACUUGGGACGCUCCAACGCCGUUUUAUCUUCAAGGAGUCCGUGGAACAUCUCCACAAGUUUCUCAAAGAACGUGAGGAGUACCAACGAAAAAGAAUUGUCGAGAUGUUUGACAACGAGAAGUACAAGAUGGAUACCAUGAACAAAGUCUCUAUAGAGUACUACAAGGUCCAAGAGCAGGGCAUGCUCGAACGUCACCGGGCUUUCUCGCGGGCGAAGGCUGCUUCGUUGCUUGACGAUGGCAAAGCGCUCCUUUCUUGGGAGACAAUGUCAGCCGAAGCGAAGGCCAAGGAAACUGAGAUGUUGGAUAAGUUUAUGACCAAACUUCCCGCAGAUGAUUACAAGGCGGAGAUCGAGGUCGCUGCUCUAGUCAGAGCUUACUACCUCACUGCUGCCACCCGAUUCAUUGACACGGUCACCAUGGACCUGAACUCCAACCUGUUCCGCUCCUUCCGCGAAGGCACGCUGGACAACCACCUAGACCAAGAGCUGGGACUAUUCCCUUACCCUUCUCCUGAUACCUAUGAUCGCCUAAUGGAAGAGGACUAUGAGACCGCCGAGAAGCGCAAACAGCUCAAGACUGAGCGGACUAAGCUUCAGAAGGCAUUGGAGAUCAUGAACGGCCUAGAGAACUCUUCUCACCAGACUACUGCCUCUGGCGAGAAACUACAGCGACAAGCCUCUGUUGUGCACUCGUACGGCAAGGUGGAAGAGGACGAGGCCUUGGUCCAGGACGAGGUGUAA